Molecule: messenger RNA, 2033 nt
Organism: Myotis daubentonii (Daubenton's bat)
Lineage: Eukaryota; Metazoa; Chordata; Mammalia; Chiroptera; Vespertilionidae
Product: histone H3.1
Cellular component (GO): nucleosome
Molecular function (GO): protein heterodimerization activity; DNA binding; structural constituent of chromatin
Source: RefSeq, a predicted model, not a curated record
UUUAACUUCAGCCAAUGGCUUCUUUGCGCGGGACUUUUGAAAAAGCGCACAACCAAUCAGCAUGCUUUUGAGGGUAUAUAAGGGUUGCCUCCGCUCCCUAUCUCCUUUUAUUCAAUUUAGUUGGUUCCCCUCACUGUCCUCCAAAUGGCUCGCACCAAGCAGACGGCGCGCAAGUCGACGGGCGGGAAGGCGCCCCGCAAGCAGCUGGCCACCAAGGCCGCCCGCAAGAGCGCGCCGGCCACGGGCGGCGUGAAGAAGCCGCACCGCUACCGGCCCGGCACCGUGGCCCUGCGCGAGAUCCGCCGCUACCAGAAGUCCACGGAGCUGCUGAUCCGCAAGCUGCCCUUCCAGCGCCUGGUGCGCGAGAUCGCGCAGGACUUCAAGACCGACCUGCGCUUCCAGAGCUCGGCCGUCAUGGCGCUGCAGGAGGCGUGCGAGGCCUACCUGGUGGGGCUGUUCGAGGACACCAACCUGUGCGCCAUCCACGCCAAGCGCGUCACCAUCAUGCCCAAGGACAUCCAGCUCGCGCGCCGCAUCCGCGGCGAGCGGGCGUGAGCUCAGUCCUACCCAUUUGCGCCGAAACCCAAAGGCUCUUUUCAGAGCCGCCUAGAAUCUCAAUGAGAAGCGCUGUGGGCCAAGGGCUGGGAUCUAACCUUAGUUCCCGCCAGCAGCUCACAGCUUGCUGUAAAUAAGCGUGAGGUCAUUAUGCAGAACGCGACUAUCGUCUCAGAAUCCACAGCUUGCGCAGGUGAGAUACUAAUUAGGUGGUAAUCUUGAACAGCCACACAAUAGGUCCUCCCUUUCCUCCCACAAAGGCCGCGGCCCGAAGCCCCUCGGGCAAUGCAGGAUUUGUGGUUUCGCGCACAUUAGCCAUGGGGGCUCCGAGCCCGGGGCGACUGGGAAACAAUGGCCUCUUCAGCCGCUAAGUAAACGCUUUGUGCUUAAAGUGGAGCCCCGGCUCCAGGCUCCAGGCCUCACCACAGAACCUGGCUUCCCCGGAACUGACUUCACCGGACUCAGGCUCUGAAGAGCUACCCAUUUAUUUAAUCUAUUUAAAGCAAUUCCGAUAUAUUUUCAUUUUGAAUCUGUCCUGAGGUUUUUGAAAUUGGUUUGGGACAUUGAGGUGAUCUGUUUUCAUAAGGGACUGGAUGCACUUGCGCAGCUUGCCUCCUGGGGGGGAAGGGGGACUGGUGGUUUCAGUUUCCUGUGAAGUUUCAGACGCCCCCCUAGGCCCCUCUGGGGCUGCUUUGUACCCCACAGUGAGCAGGUCAUGUGCCAAAGUUGUCCCAGAUCGGAGCCUUGCUGGCUAGCAGGAGGAGGAUGUAAAGGUGAGUCUCAGGUCCCAAGGGUGCUUAGCAGUGGGCUGAGUUGUUUCCCUGUGUUUGAAGACUGGAAGGGGCAGAAAUAGUAGGUGAAAUGCGGAUGGUAUGGACACACAUUGUGAAAGGUGAGGUUCUUUACCCACAAGAGGUUGGAUGCGGCGGUGCAUUUUCUGUUGGCCCCUCCUACAGCUUUGUUCCCAUGUUUGGUCAUUGAUCACUGGGAAACAUGCUACCGGGACGUCUUUGGUCUUUGCUUUUUAAAAAAAUAUUUUUAUUGAUUUCAGAGAGGAAGGGAGAGGGAGAGAGAGAAAUAGAAACAUCAAUGAUGAGAGAAUCAUUGAUCAGUUGCCUCCUGCAUGCCCCCUAUUGGGGAUCAAUCUUGAAACCAGGGCAUGUGCCCCUAACAUGAAUUGAACCUGGGACCCUGCGUUCCGCAGACCAAUGCUCUUUACACUCAGGAAAACCAGCGAGGGCUGAUCUUUGCUUUUUAAAAAUAUAUUUUUUUAUUGAUUUCAGCAAGGCAGGGAGAGGGAGAGAUAGAAACAUCAAUGAUGACAGAGAAUCAUUGAUCGUCUGCCUCCUGCACACCCCACCCCAGGGACCAAGCCCACAACCUGGGUAUGUACCCUAACCAGGAAUUGACCCGGGACCUCCUGGUUCCCAGGUGGAGGCUCUACCCCUGAGCCGCAGCGGCUGGGGCGACCUUAGCUU